UGACGCAACCAAAACAAAAAUCAGCUGUUUUGUUACAUUUGCUGUGCUCAAUGUGUCGAGUUGUGAUGAUAAUUAAAAAACUAUGCAAAACUAUUUAAUUAAAACGCCUAAACAAAGUACACAGGAAUAAUAAAAGAUUAUGCUGCAUUGCCCAAGUGCACAGACAAACACAUACACAGUCAGACACACAGACAAAACUCGUAAAAGAUAAAAAAAAAAAAACACUAAAAGCGAUAAGAGAAAUCCAAUCAAACGUGCCAAACAGCAGAAUACACCUAUACACCUACACACUGGGAAUAAUUAGAGCAACAACAGCACGUUAAAUAUGUUGUCUUACAUUAAGCGCAAACUCUCUGAAUCGGACAGCGGCGUCGCCAGCGGCAGCAGCAGCAACAGCAACAACAUUAACAGCACAACAGUAGCUGCAGAAAUUGUGCGGAAAACAAGUGAAAUGUCAUUGGACAGUGGAGUAAUUGCUUUUGGCGAAGACGCUCUGCUCCACGAGCUUGGUUACCGCAAUGCCACAGAUCUCCAAGAGACCAUCUAUGAUCUAUUGCGCACCAUACGGGAUCCAGAGAAACCUUGCACUUUGGAGGAUUUGAAUGUUAUCUAUGAGGAUGGCAUCUUUGUUAUGACUCCAACACGAUCCAAUGUCUCUGUGGUGCGCAUUGAAUUUAACCCCACGGUGCCCCAUUGUUCGCUCGCCACGCUCAUUGGACUCUGUAUACGGAUCAAGGUUGAACGUGGUCUACCCCAUAACAUCAAAUUGGAUAUCUAUAUAAAAAAAGGAGCACAUCAAACGGAGGAAGAAAUUAACAAGCAAAUAAAUGAUAAGGAACGAAUUGCAGCAGCCAUGGAGAAUCCAAAUUUGCGUGAACUGGUUGAGAAUUGCAUCAAAGAUGAGGAAUAAAUGUAGAAGCAGAAGGAGCUGUGCCCCUUGCGUGUAAAUAAUGAUUUAAGUCAAUUUAAUAUUAAGUCUACCAAGUGUUUGUGGCCUAUACUGUACUAUCCAGCAUUAAAUUUAAAUGAUAUAUUAAUUAACUGACUUAUCAUGAAAUAAGAAUGUACGAACAACGUCUGUCGAUUAAAUUUUGUUUAUAGAUCA
Drosophila innubila is the source of this 1105-nucleotide messenger RNA. It is a transcript of the gene galla-1, whose product is annotated as MIP18 family protein galla-1. The transcript is spliced from 4 exons. Lineage: Eukaryota; Metazoa; Arthropoda; Insecta; Diptera; Drosophilidae. The record is from RefSeq and is a predicted model, not a curated record. The coding region runs from base 326 to 910 and encodes 194 amino acids.